AUGAGCACGGACGCACAGCAGCUCGAGGCAAUGGCAGCGGCCCAGCUGUCUCAGAUGAAGGGUAUGGCUCUGGGUGCGCCUUUCCUCGCGGUAUGCUGCGAUUCCCUUCUCAUGGGCGUAAUCCUCUGCCAGAUGACCCACUGGAUCCCAAUGGCCAAGCAUGAUGUCCGGCAUGUGCGUAUACUGGUCGGUAUCGCCUCGAUCGCGGCCUUGCUGGGGACAGCCUUUACCUGGUCCACCUACCUCCUCGCCUUCGUAUACGACUUUGGCUCAUACAGCCGCUUUGUCAGCUUUGACUUCUUGGGAUGGUACGGCACCCUCGACAUGCUCAUUGUCAUUCCUGUUCAGCUCUUCUUCCUCGAACGAUCAUACAGGAUCAACAACAAGAGCCUCGUCGUCCUCGCUAUCGGCGCAACGAUGAUCACCGCGACGGCAUCAAUGGGUAUUGCGGUCACCAUCACCUCGCGAGGCCUGACCACCUUUACCCGUACCUCUACUAUGCUGAACCUCUGUACCGCCUGGCCCGCCGUCUGCACCUCGACCCAUAUCUGGCUGACCAGCUCCAUCUUGUACGGUCUCUGGGCAUCCCGCUCCAUCUCGCAGCGGGCUAACAGGCUCCUGACCCGCCUUAUCGUGGUGUCGAUCGAGUCUCAGCUACCUGCGACGCUGGUCGCAGCUGUCAUGAUGCUCGUCAUUAUCGUCGACAACAAGUCGCCUGUCAUUCCCUUCAUUGCCGUCGUGCACCCCAAGGUGUUCAUGGUUGGUCUUUUGGCCAUGGUUAACCUCCGCCACACCUGGCGCCUGAAGGGCAAGGUUCCUACGACCUACAACAGCGAACCCUUUUCCACACGCCCGACCAACAUCUCCCUGGGCUCGACCACCGAGACCCUGAGCUGCCACACGCCCAAGGCCGACGUCGACGUGAUGGGCCUCGGCCGACACCCGUCCGGCCUGUCGACGUUGGAAUCGGGACUCGCGCUGGACACGCUCCGGAACAGUGAGAUGAGCGAGAAACGGUCUCCUUUCGAGUAG
Molecule: messenger RNA, 1032 nt
Organism: Dioszegia hungarica
Lineage: Eukaryota; Fungi; Basidiomycota; Tremellomycetes; Tremellales; Bulleribasidiaceae
Exons: 12
Coding region: 1-1032 (343 amino acids)
Source: RefSeq, a predicted model, not a curated record